This is a messenger RNA of Lodderomyces theae, 459 nucleotides long. RefSeq lists its product as uncharacterized. Bases 1 to 459 code for a protein of 152 amino acids. The transcript has a single exon. NCBI's taxonomy places the organism in Eukaryota, Fungi, Ascomycota, Pichiomycetes, Serinales, Debaryomycetaceae. Gene Ontology annotation, cellular component: mitochondrion. Gene Ontology annotation, biological process: mitochondrial respiratory chain complex II assembly. The record is from RefSeq and is a predicted model, not a curated record.
AUGCUUCUGCUUAAAUUAACUACGAGAAAGUUACAUCCUAGGGUAUCCUUGCAAUCUAUUGGAUUACCUCUACGCCACUAUUCUGUUCCUCCAAAGUUUGCCCAACAAUAUCGUGGUCCUCCAAAGCUUCCAAAACACGAGCAAGAAGAGUUUGAGCGAUUACAAAAUAUAGCACAGUCCCAAAUUGCUAUUGAGGACUAUAACGAUAGGUUGCAGGCCGCACAGCGUGAAGCUGCUGCUGCCACCACGAGUGGCUCGGUGGAUAACGAUGCAAAUGACGAUGUUAAACCACCAGUAGUUAACGACAACUCCGAUAUUGGCACAUUUGCUUACUUGAAAACUAUUCCGGAAUUCGAAGGUGAAGUGAAUCCAAAGACUGGUGAAGUGGGCGGGCCUAAGCAAGAUCCGUUGAAGCAGAGUGAUGAAUGGACCUAUAAUGGUCGUACUAUUGACUUUUAA